Messenger RNA from Purpureocillium takamizusanense, 3434 nucleotides. It is a transcript of the gene VPS11, whose product is annotated as Vacuolar protein sorting-associated protein 11. Gene Ontology annotation, cellular component: endosome; HOPS complex. The record is from RefSeq and is a predicted model, not a curated record. Gene Ontology annotation, biological process: vesicle-mediated transport; vacuole organization; organelle fusion. The transcript has 7 exons. The coding region runs from base 264 to 3215 and encodes 983 amino acids. Gene Ontology annotation, molecular function: protein-macromolecule adaptor activity; protein binding. Lineage: Eukaryota; Fungi; Ascomycota; Sordariomycetes; Hypocreales; Ophiocordycipitaceae.
UGGCAUUUCAAUUACCUUGCAUGCGCUGUCUGGGCUGGCAUCGACUUGCCUCCUGUCGGGGCCUAGUGAGUCGUGGCUGGACGCGCUGCGAGGCUGCCACUACUAGGUAGGGAACGCGCGGGCAUUCGGCACUGCGGCAGGCACCGAGCUCCAACUAAAAGCAUCCCCACCAUCGUCAUCACAGCUGCGACAGAUCCGCCGAGCACCACCCGGGCCAGCUGACCUACAUCAUCAAGCGAGCAGCGUCGCUUCGAUGCGGCAAGAUGGCUAUCUCGUGGAAGUCGUUCGACUUCUUCGACGUCGCACCCGUCUCCUUCGCCGAUGAUGACGCUCAGCAGCUCUUCGACAGCAACGAGAUAUCCAGCGUCUGUGCGGGCUCCGACAGCCUGUUCGUGGGAUCAAACGAUGGCUUCGUCAGCAUCAUCGGCAAAAGCUGGAAGGUGGUGCGCCGCUUCCAGGCGCAUGAGUCGGGAAGGGUCACCCACAUGCGCCAGGUCGAGGGCACCAGCGUCCUGGUGACGGUCGCGGAGGAUCUCAGCAGUGAACCGGUACUCAAGGCGUGGGCCCUCGACAAGCUCGUCAAGAAGACAAACAUGCCCACCUGCUUGAGCACCCUGACUAUCAACAACGGACGCCGACAGUUUCCUAUAUCUGCCUUUGCCGCGUCCCACGACCUUUCGCAGAUCGCCGUCGGCUUCGGAAACGGCGCCGUCACCGUCCUCCGCGGCGAUCUCAUUCACGAUCUCGGAACGAAGCAGCGCAUAGUGUUCGAGUCCGAAGAGCCGGUGACGGGCGUGCAGCUCGCGACGGACGAGAAGCUGACCACACUCUUCGUAUCCACCACGUCGAGAAUCAUAAAGUUGGGCCUUUCGCGCCGGGGCCAAGGGCUCCCGCCGAAGACUGUCGAGGAUUCAGGAUGCGCCGUCGGAUGCAUGACACUGGACCCCAGCUCAGGCGACGUCGUCGUCGCCCGGGAAGACGCGAUAUACACAUACUUUUUGGAUGGACGUGGUCCGCCCAAGGCCUACGAGUCACCCAAGAGCCUGAUAUCCAUCUACCAAAACUACAUUGCGCUGGCGUGUCCGUCUUCUGGCGCCAACGGAAGGGAUCCAGAUGCCAUGAGACGGCGUUUUGGAGGCGGGGCAACCGAGGCUCUCUUCAAUGCAUCGUCUUUUGUGAUCUUGGAGCCAGACCUGCGCGUCGUCUCACAUACUGAAACACUGAUCUCACCCGUCCGCUUCAUCUUCGAAGUCUGGGGCGAUCUUUUCACCGUCAGCGUCGAGGGCAAAGUCCACCGGUAUCACGAAAAGGCUUUACAGCAGAGGCUGGAGAUGCUGUAUCAGAGGAACAUGUUCCCCCUCGCCAUUGAGCUGGCACAGAACUCGGGCUUGGACAACCAGCAGCAGAGCCUUAUCUACCGCAAGUUCGGCGACCACCUAUAUAAAAAAGCCGACUAUGACGGGGCAAUGGUCCAGUACAUUCGUGCCAUUGAUACUACAGAGCCGUCGCAAGUUAUACGUAAAUUCCUUGACACGCAACGCAUACACAACCUCAUUCAGUACCUGGAACAACUUCAUGAGCAUAGAAAAGCUACGGCCGACCACACCACGCUCCUGCUCAACUGCUAUGCCAAACUCAAGGACAUUGAUAAACUGGAAAAGUUUAUCAAAUCGCCUGGCGACCUCAAGUUUGACCUAGAUACAGCCAUAGCCAUGUGCCGCCAAGGAGGCUAUUACGAGCAGGCUGCAUAUCUUGCCAAGCGGCAUGGAGAGACGGAGCUGGUGGUUGACAUUCUGAUCGAAGACUCCAAGAGCUACGAUGAGGCACUCGACUACAUCUGGCGACAGGACCCGGAAGUCGCCUACCCUUGCCUGCAAAAGUACGCUCGCGUGCUCAUCGAACAUUGUCCCAAGGACGCGACCAGGGUCUUUGUAGACUACUAUACCGGCAAGUAUAGACCCAAACGAACGAUGGCGGUCGUUGCGCAAGACGGCGAGACACCCAUCUCGACGGGCGGCUUUGCUGCUGGCGCGGCGAGUGCCGUGCAGAACCUGUCUAAUCUUCUCCCUCUGCCCUACAUGAACACCUCUUCUAUAGCAAGCCCUGGAACACCGGGAACAGGCAAAAACGCAAUUCAAGAUGCGAUGGAGUCGUUAAACGAAGACGACUAUCCACCACCAAAGUACAAGGCGCCCCCACCGCGAACGGCAUUUUCAUCCUUCAUCGACCACCCAGAUGAGUUCAUUGUGUUUCUAGAGGCGUGCUUGGAGGAACAAGAUCUCGCAACGUCAGACAGGACAGAGCUUUAUACCACGCUGUUCGAGAUGUAUUUGUACAAGUCAACUGAGAAGAAGGGACAACAGCACAGAGAGGAGUGGGAGGCUAAGGCGAAGAAGUUGAUCGAGGGAGAGCAUGUCCCUAUGGAGAGCUCAAACGUUCUGCUCCUUUCGCACCUGUCUGACUUUCGCGACGGCACAGUCUUGGUCAAGGAGCAGGCAGGCCUGUUGUUCGACAUCUUCCGGUCAUACACAUCAGCCAAGGACACAAGGGGCGCGUUGAAGGCGCUGAAAAAAUACGGACCCGAGGAACCGCAACUCUACCCGGCGGCGCUGGCUUACCUCACGUCCGAUUCUCGGGUGCUGCAGGAGGCUGGCUCUGACGAACUGGAGGCUAUCCUGUCCAAGAUUGACAAGGACGGGCUCAUGGCCCCGCUGCAGGUGAUCCAAACGCUCGUGGGGCAGUCGUCUGGAGGGGGCGUGGCAACUAUGGGCAUGGUCAAGCCAUACCUGCAUGAGACGAUCUCGAGAGAGCGCAGGGAGAUCACGCAGAACAAACACCGCAUCGAUACGCUACGGACAGACACGGAGAAGCGACGGACUGAGCUGGCGGACCUGGGAACCAAGCCAGCCGUUUUUCAAGCCACACGGUGCGCCGACUGCGGACAGGGGCUCGACCUCCCGGCGGUGCAUUUCCUCUGCAAGCACAGCUUUCACCAGAGGUGCCUCCGCGGAGGGGCCAGUGAAGGGGACGACGUCGAGUGUCCAAAGUGUGCGAGCGGGAACGAGGUGAUCCGCAAGAUGCGCGAGCAGCAGAAGGAAAGCGCAGAGAAGCACGAGCUGUUUAAGGGAGUGUUGGAGGACAGCGAUGAUAGGUUUGCCACGAUUGCGGACUGGUUCUCACGGGGAGUUAUGGAUGGGCACAAUGGUGAGGCGUAGUUGGCUCACGUAUCACUGGAACUGGCUUGAUGCCUUGUAUGGUGUUGGGAUUAGCCAUGUGUACCUAGACUAAUUGGCGCUCAAAUCGCCCCUUCGCGCAAUUGCAUCACGGGUCACGGUUGUGGUGACUGCGUCAGGAUCGAUCCUGGACACACGCUUGGCUUUGGCGGCGAUCCGCCUCGAGCCCCACGUUCGUGCCAUGGGUUCCGAAGUCUGGAC